AUGGCGACUAACAGCAUCAAACUUUUGACUGGCAAUAGUCACCCGGAGCUUGCAAAGCUCAUGGCGGAUCGCCUGGGAAUAGAGUUAACUAAGAUUCUGGUUCUUCAGUAUUCCAACCAAGAAACGAGUGUGACUAUCGGUGAAAGUGUACGAGACGAAGAUGUUUUCGUUCUACAAUCUACGAAACCGAAUGACAUCAAUGAUGGGCUUAUGGAGCUCUUGAUCAUGAUCAACGCUUGCAAAACUGCCUCGGCAAGGCGAAUCACCGCUGUUAUCCCGAAUUUUUUCUAUGCGCGCCAGGAUAAGAAAGACAAGAGUCGAGCACCUAUUACUGCCCGCCUCAUGGCAACCAUGCUGCAGACUGCAGGCGCAAACCAUAUCAUCACUAUGGACCUUCACGCUAGCCAGAUCCAGGGGUUUUUCACUGUUCCUGUGGACAAUCUUUAUGCGGAGCCGAGUAUGUUGAAGUGGAUUCGUGAAAAUCUAGAUGUCGAGAAUUGUGUCAUCGUCAGCCCUGAUGCUGGGGGUGCGAAGAGGGCCACUGCAAUUGCAGAUCGUCUCGACCUUCAAUUCGCUCUCAUCCACAAGGAACGAGCUCGUCCCAAUGAGGUUUCGCGCAUGGUGCUCGUCGGAAAUGUCAAGGACAAAGUCGCAAUCAUUGUCGACGACAUGGCCGAUACAUGCGGUACGCUUGUCAAGGCUGCAGAUACGAUCAUACAACAUGGCGCGAAGGAGGUCAACGCAAUUGUCACUCACGCUAUCCUCUCCGGUAAUGCCAUCGGCAACUUGAACAGUAGCUGUCUUCGUCGUCUUGUAGUCACAAAUACCGUACCUCAUGCAGAGAAGAAAGAACUUUGCGAUAAAAUUGAGAGUAUUGAUAUCAGUCCAACAUUGGCCGAGGCAUGUCGACGAACACAUAACGGAGAGUCUGUCAGCUUUUUGUUCUCUCAUGCAGUAGAGUAA
Messenger RNA from Talaromyces proteolyticus, 963 nucleotides. Its product is annotated as phosphoribosyl diphosphate synthase. Gene Ontology annotation, molecular function: ribose phosphate diphosphokinase activity; magnesium ion binding. Bases 1 to 963 code for a protein of 320 amino acids. Lineage: Eukaryota; Fungi; Ascomycota; Eurotiomycetes; Eurotiales; Trichocomaceae. Gene Ontology annotation, biological process: purine nucleotide biosynthetic process; 5-phosphoribose 1-diphosphate biosynthetic process; ribonucleoside monophosphate biosynthetic process. The record is from RefSeq and is a predicted model, not a curated record. Gene Ontology annotation, cellular component: cytoplasm; ribose phosphate diphosphokinase complex. The transcript has 4 exons.